Molecule: messenger RNA, 1551 nt
Organism: Caretta caretta (loggerhead turtle)
Lineage: Eukaryota; Metazoa; Chordata; Testudines; Cheloniidae
Gene: C1QTNF1
Product: C1q and TNF related 1
Molecular function (GO): protein binding
Source: RefSeq, a predicted model, not a curated record
CCCUCUCCUCCUUUACGCUGGAGAGAGUGCGUUUCCGCUCGGGCCGUCGGAGGCGCAGAGGCUGCGAUAGAGGGGCAGAGAGAAGAGCUGCCUUGGGCCAGGCCCCCCACUUCCCUCCUCCCUGCACCCCAGUGUGGGGUGGAAGUGGGAGCUCAAAGGGGAUGCUCUAGGGAGACGAAACGCACCGAGAGAGGGCGAGAGAAACGAUUCCAGCACAGCCAGCACCUUGGGCUCCAGCCACUGAGGCGUCAAACCUGCCACAAUCAGCAGGCGAAGCUCGAGCGCCGUGGCCAGGGGUUCGGCAGUCAUCACUCACGACGCCAAUGGCAGCAGCCUGAGGAAGGCUUGACUCAGCGUUAGACCAGUUAGCGUGCGAGCCGUGCCCCACCUUCUCCCAACCCAGUAGGAUGGAGGGGCCCUGGACACUGAGCUGCCUGCUGCUGGCCUGCCUGCUGCUGCCCGACUCCAUGCUGAGCCAGCCCAGCCGCCCCGAGGAGGAGCAGGGAGAGGCAACGCGGGCACCGUCUCACCGCCACGCUGCCAGGGCCGAACGGGACCCCGAGAAAUAUCAUCGCAACCCGGACGAGCAGCCUCCCCCCUCCCAGUGUGUGCGCUGCUGCGACCCCCCCACGCACUCCUCUGCCCUGCCCCACAUCAACAUCACCAUCCUGAAAGGUGAGAAGGGGGACAGGGGCGAGCGAGGCCUGCAGGGGAAGUUUGGCAAAGCUGGAUCGGCAGGCAGCAGGGGCCACAUGGGGCCCAAGGGACAGAAGGGGAGCAUCGGGGCCAUGGGGGAGCCAUGCAAAAGUCACUACGCUGCGUUCUCCGUGGGCCGCAAGAAGCCCCUGCACAGCAACGACUACUACCAGACGCUGAUCUUCGACACCGAGUUUGUCAACCUCUACGGCCACUUCAACAUGUUCACAGGCAGGUUCUACUGCUACGUGCCCGGCAUCUACUACUUUGCGCUCAAUGUGCACACCUGGAACCAGAAGGAGACCUACCUGCACAUCGUGAAGAACGGGGCGGAGGUCGUGAUCCUCUAUGCCCAGAUGAGCGACCGGAGCAUCAUGCAGAGCCAGAGCGUCAUGCUGGAGCUGCAGGAGCAGGACGAGGUCUGGGUGCGGCUCUUCAAAGGCGAGCGGGAGAACGCCGUCUUCAGCGAUGAGUACGACACCUACGUCACCUUCAGCGGCUACCUGAUCAAGCACAGCGGGGAGCCCUGACCCCAGGCCUGGGCUGUCCGGCUAGUCCUCCCCCAAGGCUGACCUCGGAGCUCACCUCUCCUGCCAUAACCCACUCUCCUGCUUCUCUCCUCUUCCUGGUAGCAGACCCCGUCGCAGACCACCCAGCCCUGUCAUGCCUGUGCCUGCUCCCUGCUCCCCUUCCUCAGCUGGGGCACAACCCUCUCCAGGGUCAGGUGCUCUAAUGCCGUCAGUGGCUGUAUAAAUAUGGAAGUGCCCCUUCCCCCCCCCCACGUGCCAUGCUCAGGUAACCGGGAUGAGAUGUAUGGGCCGGGAUUCCCCAGCCUCCCUGCUGGCGUGAUUUGUG